AUGGCGCCCCCCGAAGCCUCUAGCUGGCGGCUUUUAGGACGCGCCGACCCAGCUCGUCGUCCUCCUCCUCUUCCCACGCUUCCCUCGACUCCCACACUUCCUUUGGCGCCCGAGAUUCCCUCGGCUCUCCCUCGUGGCCGUAAUCCUCGGGGUCUGGAACGGCAGCCAGAUGCCCGGCCGCGGCCCAAGACUGCCUCGAACUUGUCGGCGACCGAGGGGAGCUUUUCUUCCGGCAACAUGGAAGGGGCCAUGCUGCUCAAGAGCAGCAUCGGAAGUCGUCGCACGAGGGAGGAGGUGGCUAGCCUCGUCGACUUCCUCAAGAAUCACCCGCCCCCGCCGGGAAACUUCAUGUCGAUUCCCUACGGCGGCGGUGCCGAAGACGAGCACGACGACCGGAGCCGACUGGCCAAGAAGUUCAGGAAGCUCAGGGUCGGCCGGAGGAGCAAAUCAAUGCCUAGGGCCCCCAAAAAUCUACCGCUCCCGGACUCGGCCGUCUCGGGCACGACCAUCGGCGGCCAUCGACACAUCGCCAUCACCAUCCCAAUGGAGGCCGUACCCAUCGCGGACCAUGCACCGGCUCAGCCCCCCAUCCGCCCUCCGCCGGGUGGUCCGGCGGCACCGGCCAGGAAGGGGACGGUUCGCACCUUUGUCAACGAAAAGGGCGUCGUGACGGUUCUACGGCCCGUCACCGAAGUCUCGGAGCCCCCGAGCACCGCGCCCUCGCGAUCCGGUUCCCCCCAUUCCGCCAUCCAUCGGCGAAGCAGGAUGGCUCCGCUGUCGAUACAGCAACCGCUCGGAGGCGCCGGCGGCGGCAAGCCGUACGACUACAUCGGCAUCCUGCCCACGCCCCUCGACACGCCUCUGCUCGACGACGGCUCGGCACCCUGGAACCGCUCGGCGUCGCCCGAUGACAGUCCCGGCUCCGGCCCCGGCCACGGCAGGCAGGAUUCCCUGACCUUUGAGCGUUCGUCCUAUCCUGCUCGCGGCUCGAGCAUGAAGGCAAGUCGCAACGUAACUCCCGUCUCCAUCGACGGCUUGCUGUCGCAGCAGAAGUCUUGGUCCAAUUCUACGCAUCGACGGAGCGGCCGCAGCUGUUCUGGCUCGUCCGAAAGCCAAGAGGCGAGACCCAGAGUGCCGACGGAAAACGCACAGCGCAGCCCGUCGAGAUGCACGAAGCUAGCUCUCGCCGUCGACAAUGGCAAUUCUUCCACGGGAACCGGCGAGGACUGCCAAUGUCAGGCGCGCAUCAUCAUUCCGGAGAAGCCCGUCGUCUCGGCCCGAGACGACUCGCGGCCGACGACGCCGGCAUCGAGCAAGAGUCGCAAGGAUGCCGUUCGCGAUAGGAAGCGGCGCGACCUGGAGGUCAUGCAGGGCGCCAAGCAAACAAAGGAGCGCGGCCGGGAGAGCGGCUCGCAAGGGGACGAGGCGGAAUCGGACGGGGAGUCGCCCAGACGACGAGCGCAGCCCGGCGACGGCGGCGACGCUCGUCAGCAGCAGCUGACGUUGAGCUGCCCCAUGGUGGUGGUGGACGUCGAGCCUUGCCCAUCCCCUCGCGAGAGCCAACCGAGGACAGCGACGAUGCGAUUCUCGGCCGAAGCCCUGCCGUGGAUGGGCGAUCCGAACAUUCCCUCCCCUCCCAUUUCCUCCAACGGUUCUCCUCCCCCGACCUUCUGCGCCUCGGCCCUGGAUCGCGCCUCGUUCACGCGCCGUCGCGAGUGGAAGGCCAUCUUCGAGCACGAACGCAGAGCCCGAGAAGCCUUGGCCUUGGCGAGCGCCUUGUUUGACGAGAGCAGCGGAUCGCAGGCGGACAGGGGAGCCACGCGGGCCGAGCACCUCCGGGACAUGGAACGUCGCGUGCGGCACUUUGAACGCAACGGCGACGUCUGGCUGCGCGCGCUCGCUCCCGUCUUCGACGAGCAGGAUGGCUGCCUCGUGGCGGCAAGCAGCAUACCCCUCGACUGCAGCUACGGGCGGGAUUGGGUCUCGGACGACGAGGCGUCGACGACGACGGAGCGCACCCGUCGCGGCCCGCGCAGGGCAGCCGGACGGAGGAGCCUCUCGCAUGGCCGUCUCGUCAUCGAGCUGGCGGCCGACGAGCGGGAGAGUGGCGAUGACGCCUCGAGCGACGACGUCGGCGGGAGCAACGACACGAACCGUCUCCCCGCCAUGGAGCUGCCGACGACGCCACGGUCGAGCCCGGGGGUUGGCUGGCCGAGGACGGUGCAGGUAAGGCCGAGCAUCGGCAUCGGUGCCAUGUAG
This is a messenger RNA of Drechmeria coniospora, 2259 nucleotides long. RefSeq lists its product as uncharacterized. Lineage: Eukaryota; Fungi; Ascomycota; Sordariomycetes; Hypocreales; Ophiocordycipitaceae. The record is from RefSeq and is a predicted model, not a curated record. The transcript has a single exon. Bases 1 to 2259 code for a protein of 752 amino acids.